Enterobius vermicularis (human pinworm) is the source of this 1004-nucleotide messenger RNA. The record is from the annotation of a GenBank genome assembly. NCBI's taxonomy places the organism in Eukaryota, Metazoa, Nematoda, Chromadorea, Rhabditida, Oxyuridae.
AUGGCUCAAGCGGUGGGACCUCAGCCAGUGGCUGCGCAACCGGGACAAGCUUUACAGUCUACAAUUGCUCUUAUUGAUACAUCGCUAAGUGAAAUCAGGGUGUUGAGAGAUGCUAUUGUACGUGGUCAUAGUAAAAUCAAUGCUGCUAUUAGCGGUGAAGUAGAGAUUUCUGAAGGUUACUGGAAAGGUUUGAUGGAGCGAAAUUUGGAAAACCAUGCUAAGAGCCUGCCAUCUACGUCUGUGUCUUUCCCACAGCUGGAGCGCUUAUCCCGUUUCUUGAAUGAAGCUCAUCUGGAUCGAAAUGUCAAAGAUCUUUACGAAGGAGCAUUAGAGGCUUCAACUUGGCUUGAAACGAGCACACAAUUUGUUCAUUAUUACGUCACCAUGUUCCGUCGUUCUGUUAGCUCUCAGCGGCGUUCAUUAAUUGUUGAGCGGCCGUUGACGUACACCAGUAACAUGUCAGGAAAGCCUCUGCAGCAGCUUUUCGAUCAAGUGUUUCCACAGGCAGUAGCAGAAUUUUCGAACAAAAAAUUUGUCCUUAAUUAUCGAUAUUUGGAGAAAAGCACUUUAAAUGCUGUUAUUGAGUUGAAGUAUGGCCGUUACGCCGAAAAAAUUUUUGCUUGUCAUCAGAAAAUGUUAAUUGUUGUAAAUAACGGUACCGUUGAAUCUUUAUUGAUUAUUGCACCACAUGAAGACUGGACGUACCUUGAUGAAGGACGAAAAACGGUGGAUAUCCUUAAAGAAAGUCGUUACGUAGUUUAUCAGAAACUUACAGUACAAGCACAUAUUCAUCUAAUGCAAACAAUUCAUAAUAUUAUGGAUAACCAACUACUGACGUCCAGAACUCUUUCUUAUGUUUUGACUCUGUUGUCAAAGUUUCACGAAACAAUUAAUCUCAAGUGCAAAGUUUGCAACCGCACUAUGAAGAAUUGUCUCUCCCCAACAAUAUUCGACAUAGUUCGUUCACCAAACCCACAAGCUUUACAUGAAUCUUGCCGGUGAUG